AUGUGGAAAACCAUACCCAAAACAUCACCAGAAUGUACUCAGAAUAAUGGAACACAAAUAACUGGGAAAAAAUUAGGAAAAAGAACAGUACCAAUAGAAAUAGGAAGAUUCAAGAAAGGAAACUUCUCAAAGAAACUUUACAAUAAAGGAAAAAGAAAACUUGAAGAAGAAUACUAUUCAGAAUCUGAAGAAGAAACUAAAGAAGAAUCUGAUAAUGAAGAAGUUAUAACUGCAAAUAUCUUUUAUAAAACUAUUCAGAAAAAAGUUAAUUCUUUCGAAUAG
Dentiscutata heterogama is the source of this 282-nucleotide messenger RNA. The record is from the annotation of a GenBank genome assembly. NCBI's taxonomy places the organism in Eukaryota, Fungi, Glomeromycota, Glomeromycetes, Diversisporales, Gigasporaceae.